AAGCUCUGUGACUACUUUUAACUGUUAAUUUUCAAUGUAAAUGUUUAUUGCUAUUAUUGUGUGUCGCUUUGGACAAAACUUCCAACAAAGCAUCUUCAACAUUUUAAUACAAAGUAGUUUGUGUCAUAAAACAGUAGCCAAGAAAGUGUAUGCAAAGUUUAGGAUGAAAUGUUUGUACAUCUUAUUCUUUGCAUCACACAUUUCAUCCUGUUUUGCAUAUACUUUGAAUUAGUUGAGAUCUCUUCUGGUUCUGGAGUUUUGAAGAAACUUUCCUUCCACAUGCUACUGAUAACACACAAUACAUUUUGUAUGUUUUUCAUAAGAGCAGCAAAUGACAAUAAUGUGGGCAGUGUGUGGAUAUAACGUUUGGUUAGUGUAAAGCUCUGUUGCUGUAGCUGUGUCACUAGGAGUCACCACAAGAGGGAGGGACUUAGCAGAAGGACAAUACUGGUGUUUAUGCAAUGGCCCCUGAGUGGCGGCUGGCUCUCGCAGAUUGCUUUCGCUUGACUACGGUUGCUGCACACAUUGUUGAAAUGAAGGGAAAGUGGACAGCUACAUCCAUUUUGUGAGCUAUACAAAAGGUGGAUGGCUGUGAAUGGAGCAGAGCUGAAAGAAGAUUUCAAAGAGAGGCUCAGUGAAAGGCAUGUGCAGAAUGUGACUGGGCACCAGAAAGAAAGAGUGAGAGGAGUGGAGAGAGGAUUAGCGAAAUAGAAGAGGAUGCAGAAGAGGAAAAGAGGUUGAGGUACAUACAUUAAGACAAGAAAAUGACAUGUUUUGAUGGUGGAUGUCAAAGGCAGUGAAUGGGAGCUGAUAAGCCCCUCAUCUUUCAGCUUGCUCCUUCAAGUUCUAGGGGCAAGUGGGCCUAGGUGGUGACACUUUGAAUUAAACGUCUGUGUGAGGAAUACUGGGUUGAGAAAAUUGCAAUUGUGAAUCCAAAAGCAAAAGAAGAGACCACUGGAUACUCUUUGUGAAAAUGACUGACCAUAAAGUCAGCCUUCCUGCUAAGCUGAUUAAUGGGGGAGUGGCAGGUCUAGUGGGCGUGACCUGUGUUUUUCCUAUUGAUCUUGCCAAGACUCGCCUCCAAAACCAGCAGGGGGCCCGUAUCUAUAGUGGGAUGCUGGACUGUUUGGUGAAGACUGUUAGAACAGAGGGUUACUUUGGGAUGUAUCGAGGUGCAGCAGUGAAUCUCACCCUUGUAACUCCAGAGAAGGCCAUCAAACUUGCUGCAAAUGACAUCUUCAGGCAGAAGCUUUCUAAAGAUGGAAAGCUGCCUCUUUGGGGAGAAAUUCUGGCUGGAUGUGGGGCAGGAACCUGCCAGGUGGUGGUGACAACACCAAUGGAGAUGCUGAAGAUCCAGUUGCAAGAUGCAGGCAGGUUGGCUGCACAGAAGUCAGCCACAACACCUACUGCUACUCCAGAGCCAGCUCCAUCACUAGUGGCACCACAGGCAUCCCAGUCUACCCCUAGGCCACGGCCCUCUGCCACUAACAUCACCCUGGAGCUUCUGAGGACUCGAGGCUUGGCUGGGCUUUACAGAGGAGCGGGGGCCACUCUACUCAGGGAUGUCCCCUUCUCAAUGAUCUACUUUCCACUGUUUGCCAACCUAAAUACGCUGGGCCGAAGUGAUCCAGGUUGCCCGGGAGAUGAACUAAAGCGAGCCCCCUUCCUGCACUCCUUCAUGUCAGGCUGCAUCGCUGGAUCAGUCGCAGCUGUGGCAGUCACGCCAUUAGAUGUUAUUAAAACUCGUCUACAGACCUUGCAAAAGGGUGAAGGAGAGGACUCUUACCGUGGCAUUCUAGACUGCAUACGACUUCCUGUGGAAAGGGUUUGAGCAGCCAUGAUUAAAAGAGAGAGGAAACCCACCAAACCACUGUAGUGCCAAGGCACCCACAGGGAUCAACAAUGCCAAGAGGAGAGGAGGACAUAAGGAAGAGAGUAGUGACAGCCCAUCAGUCUGGGGAAAGCUACAAGACCCUCUAUAAAAGAUCCCAGCACCAUUUAUCCAAUGUAUUUGCAAAUGGAGGGCAUUCAACAUCACAGCAACAUUUCCUAGAAGUGGAUGCCUAUCAAAAGUAUGACCAAGAUGCACCAGAAAGAUGAUAAAUUGGGUAAGAGCCAACCCACACAUCACCUCUAAAGAGUUACAGAUCACAAUGGCAGCAUCUGGAAUAAAUCUACAUGCAUCUACAAUCAGACGAAACUGGAAAAGACACAAUGUUCAUGGGAGGGUUGCUAGAAGGAAGCCUCGGCUCUCAAGAAAGAACAAAACUGACCGAUUCAACUUUCAGAGGCCUUCUGGAAGUCCAUUCUCUGGUAAUAGAUUUUACAACAAGACAAAGACCAUAUAACCAUGACCAAGGAAUGGCUUAAGAUGAAGAAAAUGCAUACUCUGGAUUGGCCUAGUCAAAGUCCAGACCUCAAUUCAAUAGAAAAUGUUUUGGCUAGAUCUGAAGUGGACAGUACAUGCCAAUUGACCCUCCAACCUCUCUUAACUGGCUUAGUUCAGCAAGGAGGAGUAGGCAAAAAUCCCCAGAACUAGAUGUGAGCCACUGAUUAAUGGGUACAAAAGAGGUUUGGUUGAAGUAGUGGUUGCAAAAGGAGGUGCCACAAGAAAUGAACUACAGGGGCUCACAUAUAUUUAGAUUUUUUGGUAAAAAAAACAACUGACCAUGUCUAAGGGUUCUCUUUCAAGCAGCACUGUAUAUGUGGCCUCUG
Molecule: messenger RNA, 2715 nt
Organism: Alosa sapidissima (American shad)
Lineage: Eukaryota; Metazoa; Chordata; Actinopteri; Clupeiformes; Clupeidae
Gene: slc25a18
Product: solute carrier family 25 member 18
Exons: 12
Coding region: 974-1831 (285 amino acids)
Biological process (GO): malate-aspartate shuttle; aspartate transmembrane transport; L-glutamate transmembrane transport
Molecular function (GO): L-aspartate transmembrane transporter activity; L-glutamate transmembrane transporter activity
Source: RefSeq, a predicted model, not a curated record